AUCAAAUUCAAGCCAUCAUUUGGAAUGUUGAUAUAAUGUAGUUUGACAAGUAUUUCAAACCAUUUCAAACAUACUUAGUGUCAGUUGCACAAGUGAAAGAACCGAAUCUCGCAUAUGCUAAUGCAUUCAAUAAAUACACUUGGACAAUUGACAGAAAUACUAUUGUUGAACCAAUUGAGAAAGUCAUCCCUCCAUAGAAUCCAUUACCGCCGCCAACACAAUUGGCUGUCACCCCUUUUGAGGCUAUUGAGUAUCAAGUGAAAGAUUUUGAAUUUGAUAAGUAAAAAACCUUCAAUAUCUCAUUUACAAACUCACACUCUAUUUUUUACUUAUUAAUUUAUUGUUUCUUUAUCUAAAGAUGUCCUUGGACUACUUAUUAAUGCUGGACUUCCAAGUAAUGCAUCAAAUGGAAAGAAAAUCCAAGAAUUCAUCAUUAUGGAUACACAAAAAAAAGCCUAAAAAGCUAACACUUUGGGAGGAUUCCGUUGAACAUUAUGGAAAUGAACUUUCAGAGAAGGUGAAAGACUAUCCCGUCUUCCUGGCUAGGAGAGUGGUAAAAUCAUCAUCAAGGAUAUGGAGCAGAUACAACACGACAAUACUCCUAGAUCCCACAUAUUCAGAAGCUACCACAUUAGUUGCAUGGGCCAAAACAAUUCAAUGACAACUCAUUAAGUACACAGCUAGAAGCAUAUCCCCAAAAGGCACUCUUCUUUUUGUUCCUUGAAGAAGAAUCAAUAUUCAUAUACGAUAUCCAAAUACAGCCACAGGUAUAACAACGAAGAGUGACAUUUAACCUUCCAGUUCUUUGCAAC
Lycium ferocissimum is the source of this 812-nucleotide messenger RNA. RefSeq lists its product as uncharacterized. The record is from RefSeq and is a predicted model, not a curated record. Bases 359 to 661 code for a protein of 100 amino acids. The transcript has 4 exons. Lineage: Eukaryota; Viridiplantae; Streptophyta; Magnoliopsida; Solanales; Solanaceae.